AUGAUUCGUAUUAUACCUAUUCUGACAUUUCUUCGUGUUGACACCCAACAACGGCGAGUCAAAAUCUGUGUUCUUCUUUUGUUUUUUCUAUAUACAAUAAUCCACAGAGACCUUAAGUCCAACAAUUUGCUUUUGAAUGAUGAAAUGAGAGUUAAAGUUGCAGAUUUUGGGACUUCUUGUCUUGAGACGCAAUGCAGAGAGGCCAAGGGUAACAUGGGAACUUAUCGAUGGAUGGCUCUAGAGAUGAUCAAGGAUAAGCCUUACACUAGAAAAGUGGAUGUUUAUAGCUUUGGGAUCGUUCUAUGGGAACUCACCACUGCCUUGCUUCCGUUCCAAGGCAUGACUCCAGUGCAAGCCGCAUUUGCAGUCGCUGAAAAGAACGAGAGACCGCCAUUGCCGGCGAGCUGUCAACCAGAACUUGAUCACCUGAUCAAGAGGUGUUGGUCGGAGAACCCUUCGAAGCGUCCGGACUUCUCAAACAUUGUGGCGGUGCUAGAGAAGUAUGACGAAUGUGUCAAAGAAGGGCUGCCUCUGACGUCACACGCAAACCUCACGAAGACCAAACACGCCAUUCUUGAUCGCCUUAAAGGCUGCGUCUCAGCCAUCAGCUCAAAAUCGUCUUCCUCCUCUGUUCCUGUAAAUGCUUGGUAAUUCAAAGUUGUUUAAGUACCAUAACACUCUCUCAUUGUAAAGAUUACUAUUCUUUUUUUAAGCAACAAGAUUACUAUUUUUCUUGGUUAGAAAAAAAAAAGAAGUGAUUUGGUCGUUUUCCUUCGUUCCCUUGAUCUCAAAGACUUUAGAACAAUGAUAAACCUAUAUCUUUGAAAUUCUAAUAUAUUUUUUGAGUGUUUAUCAUUUAUGUGUUCUUUGUUGCUUUUUUAAAACAUUGUCAUGAAAAAAUUUAGUGGGAUAUAAACAUCAUAAUAAGGAAAAAGAGUACAACUAUACACAUUAUCACAUUUCUUCAACGAGAUACUUCUGCUCGCCUAACCUAGUCGACGAAGCUUCAUAAAUCAUACACAUCACUUUCCCUCUUGUAUAUAUAGAUGGUCUUAUAAGACACUGCAUCACCUCGUCAGUUUGACGAAUUCAUCAUAGCUGACCUGACCAUCGCAAUCAACAUCAAAUGCUUUGAUGAAAUUAUGAGCAUCCUCGUCGGUUACUUUUUUCCCAUAAUUUGUCAAAAUAUAUUUUUGAUAGUCUGCCGCAGUUAUGAAACCAUUCUGGUUUACAUCCAGAAGCCUAAACCAUUGAAUCAUUUCUUUCUUUUCAUCCCAUGACAGUGUAACAUCUGUGGCAAACUUUCCGAACAUGGAAACUUUUUCUAUAUUAUCCCUGACAAAAGAGAAACAAAAAUUUACAAAAUUUUAGAAACCCACUAUCGAAUCUCAACUAUUAAGAAAGACAAAAACAUUCUAAAUCAUGGUGAAAAUUUCCUGUAAAACAUCGUAAUUUCUUAUUAUUUUAUAUCUUCAGCUUAAAGGCUUUAAGAAGGUUUAAGAAUCCCUCACGUUUCGAUGAAUUUGGCGAACUCAUUAUGGCUGAUCCGACCAUCAGAAUCAACAUCCGCUGCCUUGAUGAUCAUACGAACUUCUUCAUCGGUUACUUUCCCCCCAUCUCUUGUCAUAGAAUAUCGAAGCUCUUGUUCAUUUAUGAAACCAUUCCGGUCUAUAUCGUGACUCCUAAACAUUUCCCAUAACUUUUCCAUUUUCAGUUUUUCCAACAUAACUGUGGAAAUCUUUUCGAGCAUCGCAGCUUCAUCAUUCCUGAAAAAAGAAAACCAAAAUUUUGUUAAACUAGAGAAACUCCAAUCACUGAUUAAGAUAUAUAUAUAUAUAUAUAUAUAUAUAUAUAUAUAUAUAAAGAAGCAAAUCUCUUAUUGUGACAAACAAAUAUCAUCAGGAGAAAAAAAACUCCAAAAUAACACCAAUGAAAAUAUAAAAUGACUAAAUAAUUCCAAACAUUUACCCUAGCAAAUAUAACCCCUUUUUGAGUAACACAGAUAUAACCCCUAAAUACUAAAUUCCAAACCUUAAUCACUAAACUUCGACCUAAAUAAAAAGGUAUUUUUAGUUAAUGCUAUAUUCGGAAAUUUAUCCUUUGUGUGCUAUUUUGAAAAUUUUUCCCUUGUGUGCCAUUUUUUGAACAAAAAGGUGUUUUUAGUGCUAUUACAAGGUAUUUAUCAAAGAUAUAAAAGGUUUCUAUUUCAUUGAGCAUAGAGAGACAAGUAACAAACCAGUUACGAGAGUGUUCUCCCACUAUGGUUGCUACACAUGUCAAAGCUUCGAUCCAUCUCCGCUUCUUUUCCUCUGCUAUACCUUCACAGGUUUUCUUGAACGCGACACCAAAGUCUCCCUUCUGUUUCCGUAUAUCAGAUGGAUCAACGUCGUAGAAAAUUGGCAUCACAAUCUGCCCCAAAUCUUCUUUGCACUUCAAGAUUUCAAGUAGUUCAUCUAAACAACAGCUCGAAGAAGCGUAAUUCCUAGAGAGCACAACGAUGGAUGCUUUUGCUUGUCUAAUGGCUUGUAUGAGCACAGGUCCGAUCGUCUGGCAUCUCUCCAUCUUCUGAUCAUCGAACAUCGUGAUUUGUUUCCUCGCAAAGACAUUGUGUAAAUGACUGAGGAAAUCUCUACGAACAUCUGGCCCGUGGAAGCUCGGGAAGAUUGAGUGUAUAACGUGAGACAAAGAAGAAGAAGUAGCCAUGAGAGAGCUAGAGCAAAAGAGAGUUUGAAGAAAGUUACUAGUGGCUUGUUGAGUAAACAAGUUAGUUGUUCAUAUAUAUAUAUGCAAAACACGUAAAGAGAAGAGGAAAUGUCAAAAGGAAUAUUAAAUGAGACUGUACUGGAAACUACUGGCUUAUUUCCACGUAGUCGUCGGCGACUCAUAAAAGCUUUUUUGGGUACAAAUGUUAAAAACUCAUAGACUCUUAUGAGUUCUGUUUUUGGUGGAAAUGUUAAAACUCAAAAAAGACUCUUGUUUCCUAAUGGCCGCCGAGGACCACAGGCUUGUUUUUAUUGGUAAACGUUCGGAAUAUUUUUUUUUUUUUAAACUCCAAUACUCCUUAGCCUUAAUUCAUAAAUGUAUUUUCUCCUAUGAUCAAACGUAUACAUAAUAUAUAGGUAAUAGAAAAUCAGGGCAUAUGUGAAAAGGUUUUAAAAUAUUGAUUUGAUUACCUACGUCCCCAAAGUGCGCAUAUCUAUAUAGGAAGAUAUUUAUUUAAAAUUCCAUAGUUAAAAGUGUUUAAGAUAGAGUAAUAGAAAGAUGAAUGACCUAUAAAUUCACAAUAUUAUGCGAUUGAGGCCAAAACACGAAGAAAGAUCAUGUGGUGAUUGCAUGGUCAAUAAACAUGACUAAUGAGAUUUAAAAAAA
This is a messenger RNA of Brassica rapa (field mustard), 3369 nucleotides long. RefSeq names its product serine/threonine/tyrosine-protein kinase HT1-like. Gene Ontology annotation, molecular function: protein serine/threonine kinase activity; ATP binding. The record is from RefSeq and is a predicted model, not a curated record. Gene Ontology annotation, biological process: protein phosphorylation. NCBI's taxonomy places the organism in Eukaryota, Viridiplantae, Streptophyta, Magnoliopsida, Brassicales, Brassicaceae.